AUGCUAACGUGCUUUUUAUUUCAUCUCUAGAUGGUGAUUUACUGGUUGUAUCUAUAGACAGAGAUUGCGGUAUGAGGUUCUGGGAUAUUAAGAAGAAAAUCGAGAUCGCUAAUAAUGGUUGCUCCACUAAACGCAUCAGCCACAACGGAUGCCGAGAUUUCUGCAUAGGCCAAGAAAAUGGAAUUUUAACAUCAUUUGAGAGAGUUGGUAAUAAUAUUAUACCUGGCCCGUCAAUCAAUUUAGAACUCUCAAAGGAUGAAGAAGUGCUCAUACAUACUUUUCACAAAAAUAAUAUAUCAAUACUAACAUACGCGUACGGUGGAGUUAUACUUUAUAAUUACGAAGUGUUGAUCAAUAACGGGAUCUUAACUGGGUUUAAAUUAAUUCAUGAAACAGUUUCUAUAGUUUUACCUUUUCUAAUAAACCAAUGGGCCAAAUUUACUAUACUAAAUGUAGAUUACUACUAUGUAACCAACGAUUUUUGGGGAUUCGCAACGAAUUAUCACUUAGAAGACGAUCAUUUAAUAAAUUGUUAUGUGCCCCUACACUCUGAUGUCUUGUCAAUGCUGAUGCAUGCUCACUUGAUUAUUCUUGGUUUUCAAGACGGUUCCAUUAGAUUAUUUUCGAUUAAAAAUAUCGCUGAGAUGAUGGAGCUACCCAACGAUACCACCAGAAUUCUAUGUUCAAGAAAGAUUCAGAUUACCGAUAAGCCGAUAUUUAUUUUGAAUUUUUGGAAAGUUGAAGAAAAAAAUUUCAUUGUUGCUAUUACGGAUGAAACGAUUCAUUUGAUUAGGUUUUCAUAGAAUUUUUUAUUACUAACUGAUUAUUUGUCAUUGUAUUUUGCAAUAUUGUAAUAAAUAAUAAUAAAA
This is a messenger RNA of Cotesia glomerata, 869 nucleotides long. RefSeq lists its product as uncharacterized. Lineage: Eukaryota; Metazoa; Arthropoda; Insecta; Hymenoptera; Braconidae. Gene Ontology annotation, molecular function: protein binding. The coding region runs from base 72 to 803 and encodes 243 amino acids. The transcript has 4 exons. The record is from RefSeq and is a predicted model, not a curated record.